AUGUAUCUCCACCGUCAACCACUAUCAACUACACCCCUUCGUCCAUCCAUCCGUCCCAGCUCCCUCCAUAAAUUCCCUCUUCGCCAAUCAUUCUCCACUCCUCCAGUAUCUCCUCCGCCAUCCAACCCCAACUCCUCCCGCCUCCGCACCAGGCUCCAUAACUUCAACAACCGCCUCCCCCGCUUCCUCAGAUCCUACACCACCCCGCUCCUCAGUGCCCCCGUAACACACAUUACCUCAUUCCUAAUCUUACACGAGAUCACCGCCGUAGUACCGCUUAUAGGACUGACGGGUGCAUUCCAUUACUGUGGCUGGAUUCCGGCGCUGAGAAAUGGGGCAGUGGAUGAGGGGGUGAAAAGGUUCGGGAGGUGGUUGAGAACGAAAGGAUGGGUUGCCGGCGAGGCGGAAGUGCGGGCGGAGGCAAUGGUGGAGGGGGAGAUGGGUAUGGGGGCAAAGAGUAGUUUGGCUGGAAAUAUAGAUGCGGAUAAAGGGGUGCGGCUGAUACUGGAGUUUGCGACCGCAUACGCAAUUACGAAGGCGAUGAUGCCUGUGAGGAUUGUGCUUAGCGUCUGGGCUACACCGUGGUUUGCGAGGGUUGUGCUUGGGCCUCUGGGGAGGGGAGUCGGGAUGGUGUUUGGUAGAAAGACUUAG
Molecule: messenger RNA, 651 nt
Organism: Histoplasma capsulatum G186AR
Lineage: Eukaryota; Fungi; Ascomycota; Eurotiomycetes; Onygenales; Ajellomycetaceae
Exons: 1
Coding region: 1-651 (216 amino acids)
Cellular component (GO): mitochondrion
Source: RefSeq, a predicted model, not a curated record